Penicillium canariense is the source of this 2688-nucleotide messenger RNA. RefSeq lists its product as uncharacterized. The record is from RefSeq and is a predicted model, not a curated record. Bases 1 to 2688 code for a protein of 895 amino acids. The transcript has 4 exons. NCBI's taxonomy places the organism in Eukaryota, Fungi, Ascomycota, Eurotiomycetes, Eurotiales, Aspergillaceae.
AUGCUCGGGGGCUCCGGCAGCCAGACAAAGGCUUAUUUUAGCUUCUUUUGCUGUGCCCUGCCCGCGCGUGCCUUCGUGGCAGCCACAAAUUGGGACUCUUCAAAAAAGUUUUGGUUUAGCUUCCUGACUGUCGCGACUUUCUGCGCCAAGGUCCUCCACAUCUACGCUCACUGCGACUCCAUCCCAGCCACAAAAUUGAUGCUAUGGGGACCUACAUUCUUUGUGCAGGACGUGAUUUUUCUGUUGAUAGCGUUUGCACUCACCCGCGCCUUCCAGCCAAAAUGGCUGCGCUAUACGGCUUCUACGGCGAUCAUCUUCGGAACUCUCAUUCUUUCCACGAUGGCCGCCGCCAAUACCUCGUUCUAUAUCACCACCGGCGCCGAAAUUCACUGGCGACAAGCAGGAGGCUUCAAUCGCGACCCAGCCUCGAUCAAUACACUGCUUACCGGAUUGACCGGUCUGGUCAUCGUCGAAGUCCUAUACAUCGUUGGAGCGGCCCUAUCCACACCUUGGAUCUACAACGGCAUGGAAUGUAUGAUCUCGACCUGGGGCUCAAUUGUGAGGGCUAUGUUCAAGCCUAUCGCUCCUUAUGCGACAGCUGGCCUCAACAUGAUUCUAAGCCGCUGGGGGAAGGGCAAAGUUUUCCAAAAUUUGAAGAUCUACGAGCCGGUGCCGCUAAGUGACUACGAUGAGGAGGAAGACAAGGCCACGCCCAGUGGUGCGCCAUUGCUCGACCACCCGCCGCGGCCAUUUGAUAACAGGGGCUGGAAGAUUGACUGGAAGAAGAACAUCGACUGGAAACUGUGGCUGAAGCGCGCUCUGGUGGUUUUCCCUACCGCAUAUAUUUUCUUCGUGCGCUUGCUUCGCCCAUCAGUGUCGUCCUACUGGUUCCUGUCUCAAACUGUCAUUAUCUCCCCAUUCGCAGGUGUUGAUUCGGAAAGCAAGCUGUCACAUAUGUUCAAGGAUCGCACCUUGGACGGUAAGACCACUGCUCUCACUGCGGUGCCCGAAUUCGACUGGUUUCCCGAGGGCAAGUUCGCCGGCUUUCGCGACUGGGAGCUGGACAAUGGAAGGAACAGACACUCUCACUAUAACUCGACUGAGGAUCCUCUGCACAUCUCCAACCUGGGCAAGGAUAUCCUUCAGCCUAUUAAAAGGGCCCUUGAUUCCGGCGAUGUAAAGAUCAAGCAUAUCUUUGUUUUCAAGAUGGAAAGCACUCGCUAUGAUGUCUUCCCUCUCCGAAAUGGAACUUACUUGUGGGACCGAAUUCAAAAGUCCUACAAGAACAAGAAGGUCCCGAAGGAUGUUCGCGAUCGUCUUGUCAACCUCACUCGCACUGCCGAGCGUUUGACCGGAUCCCCAUCGAGGUUCCACAGAAAUGAGACGAUCAAGCCUUAUGGAGGUAUUAACCUGCACAAUUCCUACACCGGUGGAACAUUCACUCUGAAGAGUAUUGAGGCAACUACUUGCGGUGUCGAGCCCCUGGUCGUCGAUUUCAACCAUGAGUACGAGCACCAUAUCUACCAGCCCUGCAUGCCUCACAUUCUCGACAUGUUGAGCGCGACAACCAACAACAGCAAGAGCGACGAUUUCACCAAUUGGCCAUGGCGUCCUGCAUUCAUGCAGUCCAUCACCGAUAGCUACGACCACCAGGACCGCCUUACUCCCGCCAUGGGCUUCAAGCCUGAAAACACCGUGACUGUUGAAUCUAUUGAUGAGGAGCGUGCCAACGACACUUCCUGGACCGCUGAACAGUUCAACUUCUGGGGCUAUCCCGACUCUUCCCUUGCUGUCUACUUCCGCGAGGCUAUCGAAAAGGCUGAGCGCGACCACGAACGUCUUUUCCUGACUCAUCUUACCGGCCUUACGCACCACCCCUGGGACACGCCGAAUGGAACAUACGAGGAACUCAUUGGUUCUCAGACGAACUCAUUCGGUGGCAAGAACGACGGUCUGAACCGCUAUCUCAACACCGUUGGUGUUAAUGACCGCUGGUAUGAGACAUUUUUGGACAUUCUGGAGGAGACUGGCGUUGCCAAUGAGACCCUUAUUGUCAUGACCGGCGAUCAUGGUCUCUCGCUUCCUGAGGAUGGCAACGUUACUCCCUACGACAAUCCUCUGGAGACCAACUUCCAUGUUCCGCUGGUUUUCGCCAACCCUCGUCUUCCUGUUAUCCAACUCAAUGCCUCUGUCUCCUCAGUCCAGAUCCUACCCACCAUCCUUGAUCUUCUUAAGAGCUCCGGCUCCCUCGACGAAUACAGCACCCGCGCCGUUGGCGAUCUUCUGCCUAUGUACGAGGGCCAGUCUAUCCUUCGACCAAUCAUUACCCACAACGACAAGACGUCCUACUACCAAUUCACCGUCAUGAACACGGGCGGCUCCAUGGUUGCCAUGCGAUCAGCCGAUGCUCCAUACCGCCUGAUUGUCCCUCUCGUCCCCGAAGUCGAAUUCCGCUUCACCGACGUCAAAAAAGACCCCCAGGAAGAGAAGGCCAUCAAAGCGUUCGACUUCAAAUCCCUAAAGAAGACCGUGAAAGAGGAUCAUGGUGAAAAGGCUGCCCAGUGGGUGCACGAUGCCGCCCGGGCCGCUCAGUGGUGGGUUACCGACAACUGGAACCGCUACGAGUACAACCCGCGGGCAGCGAAGAAGCCCCACCAGGUGUGGCCUAGCUCUCACAAGGGUCCUUGA